AUGCUGAUUCCGACCUCGCCAACUAUGCACUGCUCGGAUGCAAAAGUUACCGUGGGAAACCGCGACGUUAUUAAACUGUUUGUGGGACAGAUACCCAGACACCUGGAGGAGGACUCUUUACGACCUCUUUUCGAAAAGUACGGCAAGAUCUACGAAUUCACCGUCCUCAAGGACAAGUACACAGGAAUGCAUAAAGGUGUGUGCGGCGUCGGCGACGUCGGCGGGUGCAUGCAUCCAGCGGCGGCGGGUGGCAUGCAGCGCACGCGUUCCGGCGGCAGGCGCAGGCGUCGGCCGAACGGCCACCCUCGUGGCCACACACUGCCGCCCGUGCUCGAUAGUAGACGCCGCUCUCAUCUCUUACUCGUUAACCCCGUGGUUGGUUCAGUGUGCUAUGAAGCGGUGAAGAACUAUCCUUGUUGUUGA
Messenger RNA from Brassicogethes aeneus, 423 nucleotides. NCBI's taxonomy places the organism in Eukaryota, Metazoa, Arthropoda, Insecta, Coleoptera, Nitidulidae. The record is from the annotation of a GenBank genome assembly.